AUGUUGAAAGCAUUCGCAGCUCUCGCAGCUGUUGUGGCUGGUGUCACUGCGCAUGGUGAUCACGAUAAAGAUCAAGCGCCCAUCGAAGGCCCGCAUAACGGCCUGUGGUACAACACUCUGCCUGGCGAUGGCGGCACUCAAGCCGACUCCGUUUUCUCCGGCAUCUCGACCUUUGGCCGCAUAACGUACCAUCCAUGCCUCGCUAGCGACGCCGUCAAGUACGACAUUGCCUUCAUCGGCGCUCCCUUCGACACGGGCACUUCGUACCGUCCCGGCGCCCGCUUCGGGCCCAGCGGCAUUAGACAAGGUUCUCGCCGCCUGAAUCUCUACGGUGGCUACAACGUCCCUCUGGCCGCCAACCCGUUCAACAGCUGGGCUACGGUGAUCGAUUGCGGUGAUAUUCCCGUGACUUCGUACGACAAUGCCUACGCAAUCAAGCAGAUCGAGGAGGGCCACAACAGCAUCCUGUCCCGCGCGCCCAAGACCGAUGCCAGCAAAAAAGGCCCUUCCAAGAAGGGCAAGACGCUCCCGCGCGUCAUCACCCUCGGCGGCGACCACACCAUCACCCUGCCACUACUGCGAAGCAUCAACCGGGAGUACGGACCUGUGAGCGUGAUCCACUUUGACAGCCAUCUCGAUACCUGGAAGCCCAAGGUGUUCGGCGGCGCGCCCAGCCACCAAGCCUCGAUCAACCACGGGACGUACUUCUACCACGCGAGCCAAGAGGGCCUGCUGGCCAACGACUCGAACAUCCACGCCGGCAUCCGCACGACGCUGUCGGGCCUCUCGGACUAUGAGAAUGACGGGUACUGCGGCUUCGAGAUUGUCGAGGCCCGCGAGAUCGACACGAUUGGCAUGCACGGCAUCAUCAAGAAGAUCAAGGAUAGGGUCGGGACGGAGAAGCCGGUGUAUUUGAGCAUUGAUAUCGAUACGCUGGAUCCGGCUUUCGCUCCCGCAACCGGCACCCCUGAGACCGGCGGCUGGUCAACCCGCGAGCUACGCACCAUCAUGCGCGGCCUGGAAGGCGUGAACCUGAUUGCAGCCGACAUCGUCGAGGUCGCGCCUGCGUACGACACCAACGCCGAGCACACCACCAUGGCGGCCGCGGACAUCCUGUACGAGGUCAUGACGCUGAUGGUCAAGAAGGGGCCGUUGAGUGGUAUGGUUGCUGGCAAGGAGGAGGCAGAGGAGUUGUAA
Messenger RNA from Coniosporium apollinis CBS 100218, 1197 nucleotides. Its product is annotated as agmatinase 1. Gene Ontology annotation, molecular function: agmatinase activity; metal ion binding. The record is from RefSeq and is a predicted model, not a curated record. The coding region runs from base 1 to 1197 and encodes 398 amino acids. NCBI's taxonomy places the organism in Eukaryota, Fungi, Ascomycota, Dothideomycetes. The transcript is spliced from 7 exons.